ACGCCUCACAUAUCUUGGUAAAAUGUGAACAUUGCUAACGUCUCAACCAAUUUAUCUUAGUUGUGAAUGCCCUUUCACACUCAUAUUUAAGAUCCUUAUAUAUCUAGACCAAUUUAGCUUUAGCUGUUAAGAAUGUGCGCGGUAGGUAGUUACGAGAGAUGAAACCGGCGUAAUGACUAAAUAGGAAGCUAAUUUUCUUUGCAUAAGUGAUCUCGGUUUAAAAUUCAGGGUUUUAUCUGUGGGGUUUCCCUCUCCAACCGAGAAUUUAAUGUAUAAAUUAAACAAAAUGAAAACUAUUUGCCUGAACACGAGGGAGCUAUCUUCUGUCAUAUAGCGUUAAUCUAGGUAACUAACCUAACCUAGUUACCAUAGCUAGCUAAUGUUAGCUGGUUAGCUGGCUACGCACCUGGAGCACGCAAGCGCAGAAUCCACAUUUACAGCCCAUCACAGCAAAAAAUGGCGGCGGCCGUUGAGAAUGUUGUUAAAGUGCUGGGGGAGCAAUACUAUAAAGAUGCCAUGGAACAGUGCCACAGCUAUAAUGCCCGACUGUGCGCGGAAAGAAGCAUUCUUAUGCCUUUUCUGGACUCCCAGACUGGUGUAGCUCAAAGCAACUGCUACAUUUGGAUGGAGAAAAGACACAGGAGUGCAGGUACAGCACCGGGGCAGCUGUACACAUAUCCUGCCCGUCGCUGGAGGAAGAAGAGAAGGGCACACCCACCAGAAGAUCCUGCUUUGGUUUUCCCACCCCUCAAAACAGCCGAGCUGGAAUUAGGGCUCAAGAAAGAUGUGUUGGGGACCUUGGAUGGUAGCAGCCUAGAAGCCUUGCUAAAAGGUGAACCACUAGAUAAGAGAGCCCCUCCAGAUCUCAGGGGCCCAGAGGAAGACACCAGUCUUGCAGACAUCUCGGGGACCACUGGGGCCAGUAGCCACACUGGCUCCACACGGAUCAGAAAGAGAAUCCUGGAACCAGAAGAUUAUCUGGAUGACUUGGACGAUGAAGACUUUGAGGAAGAGACCCCAAAACGACGAGGGAAAGGAAAGUCCAAGGGUCGUGGAGUGGGAAAUGGGAAAAAAAAAAUGGAAGCUGCUGCAGCAGCACUGGAAGAUCGUGAUAAACCAUAUGCCUGUGACAUCUGUGGAAAACGUUAUAAGAACAGGCCAGGCCUGAGUUACCACUACACCCACUCUCACCUGGCUGAUGAGGAAGGAGAAGACAAGGAGGAAGCUGAAAUCCACACUCCUGCACCACAUGAGGAGACCAAGACUCCUAAAAAAGGUCCAAAUGGUUUGGCCCCACCAAAUGAUUACUGUGAUUUCUGCCUGGGUGACUCAAAUAUGAACCAGAAGACGGGCCAGUCUGAGGAGCUUGUGUCUUGCUCUGACUGUGGACGCUCAGGACACCCUUCUUGUCUUCAGUUCACAGCAGUGAUGAUGGCAGCUGUAAAAACGUAUCGUUGGCAGUGCAUUGAAUGCAAAUGCUGCAAUGUUUGCGGCACAUCUGAGAAUGAUGACCAGCUCCUGUUUUGUGAUGACUGUGAUAGAGGAUACCAUAUGUACUGCCUCAGUCCUCCCAUGUCAGACCCUCCGGAAGGAAGUUGGAGCUGUCGUUUGUGUUUGGAUCUUCUGAAGGACAAGGCUUCUAUCUACCAAAGCCAGAAUACUACAAUGGAGUAACCAUGACAACAGGACUGCUGAUCGAGAGCCUUCAUCCUCCUCACAGACGCACACAAACAGCCCGUUUUACACUAAAUAAAAAACAAAUCCCUGUCCUCUCGACCCACUCCACUGGGGUGUUUGGUACAGGGCUGGAGGGGGCAAAUGAUAUCCUUUAGGAAACAAAAGCUUCAUCACAUCACCUUAUGUUCUGACUGUUAAGCGUUUCUCUGUAUCUUGAGUGUUUGAAUGACUUGAGCACACUAAGGAAAGGAGUUAUUUCCUUUAUUAAUGGUUGUUAAAGCUGAUUAUUUGAUUAAGCUUCUGUUUUUAUUGGUUGUCUUUUUUUCUUUUUCUUUUUUUUUACUUGUUUACAAUGCAUGUCAUAGAAAUCUGAUAAGGAUAUGAUGGAUUUUAAUGUCUGUAUGUAUCUGAAGUAUACCUCUUUCUUGUAACUUUUCCUUGCAGGAACUCAUGGUGCCAAGGUCCAAAUUAUCAAAGCAGUUGUCUGUUUAUUGUUGUUGUUUUUGUUUUUUUUCUGUCCAUUUAUGUAAAAUUUUAAAUAUUGCUUUUGCUCUAGUUGUGUAGGAUGGGGCAGUAACCAAGAGUUUGUUUAUUUAAAAAUAUGGUUAUAUGAGCAUAUGAUGUGUACUCUCAUACACAAAUAGUCUCACAUGGGUAUCUAAAAUUUUUAGUCAAAUUUUGUAAAUGAUACAGCUUGAGCUACGUUCAACUAACCAUAUUUAAUCACUGUGUACUGUAACUUUUUUCUAUUUGGUUUUGUGUGGUUCUUUGGUUGUUUUUUGUUUUGUUUUUUUAUAUUACAAUAGAGUUUUGUGUCUGUUAGUAUUUGGUAAUGAAACUAGUGUUGUCUUUAGGCUCUAGUCUUGUCUCUUUUUAACCUCAAUA
Messenger RNA from Electrophorus electricus (electric eel), 2562 nucleotides. It is a transcript of the gene dpf2l, whose product is annotated as D4, zinc and double PHD fingers family 2, like. The record is from RefSeq and is a predicted model, not a curated record. Gene Ontology annotation, cellular component: nBAF complex. Gene Ontology annotation, biological process: nervous system development. NCBI's taxonomy places the organism in Eukaryota, Metazoa, Chordata, Actinopteri, Gymnotiformes, Gymnotidae.